AUGUGAUGCACACGUCCGGACAGGCUUGUUGUUGACGCGGAUUUCGAGUCACAGCUCAGUCACCGUCUCUUUCCGUCAGUGGUGUUGGAAAAUGAGAUAAAAAGUAAUGUAUUGUCCAUAUUGUGGAAUCCAAUUGGCUGGACAUAUUGGAUGUUUUUGUGGCUCCUGUGGCAGCAACAUUCAGUUUUUGGCACCUUUUCAAGAAGAUGAACCAGUAUCUGAUGAAGUCACAGAGGCAGGGCUCAUCCAUAAGUACUUCUCAGAGGGCCACACAUAUGAGGUUAUCCUGGAUUUUCUUGAAAAAAACACAACAUUGUUCUGAGUCUGAGAACCUUAAAGAGGAGGCUAAAGGAAGCAGGCCUAACUAGGAGGACAGACUAUACUCCCAUUGCCACUGUGCAAGCAACUGUUGCCCAUGAACUGAGUGGCUCAGGUCAACUGUUAGGUUACAGAGCUAUGUGGCAGACAUUGCAACAAAAGCAUCACCUGACAGUUAAAAGAGAUGAUGUAAGAAAUACACUUUCCAGACUGGAUCCAUCUGGAGUUCAACUUCGCUCCCGACGCAGGUUUGUCCGGAGAGGAUACAUCACAGCGGGGCCAAACCAAGUGUGGCAUGUUGAUGGCUACGAUAAACUGAAACCCUUCGGUAUUGCCAUCAGUGGCUGCAUCGAUGGCUUUUCGAGGAAAGUUAUGUGGCUCAAGAGUGGCAGCACUAAUAAUGAUCCAGGGAUCAUUGCGCAGCAUUAUAUGCAGUGCCUAUCAGAGUUUGGACAACUUCCAGCCCGCCUUCGCACAGACUGUGGAACUGAAAAUGGCACUAUGGCAGCCAUUCACUGUGCAUUAAGAUCGCAACAUACUGAUGACUUUGCAGGAGCCCUCAGUCACAUGUAUGGUACCUCAACUGCAAACCAAAGAAUCGAGAGUUGGUGGUCUUUUUUUAGAAAGCAAAGGACUCAGUUCUGGAUUGAAGUCUUCAGUGACCUGAGAGAGAGGCACCUUUUCAACGGCACUCAUGAGCAGAAGUGCUUACUGCGGUAUGUCUUCCUGGACGUCUUGCAGAAAGAGCUUGAUGACUACAAACAACUUUGGAACAACCACACCAUCCGACCUGUUCGUCAAUCUCGUUGUCCAUCUGGCAAACCAGAAGCCAUGUACCACCUCGCUCACAGGUUUGGUGGAAGGGAGUGUGGAUUCCCAGUGCCCCAGGAAGCCCUUCACCAGUUUAAUGGCAUUCUGCCAGCUCAACAUAGUCUAUGUGGUGAUGACAAUCUCCAGAUUCACUUUGCAGACUUGGAGAGACAGAGUGGGCUGGUUCCACCAGUCAACUGGACAACUGCUGUUCAAAAUUAUAUAUCACUUAAAAACAUGUCUUUACUUUAGAAACAUCCAUUCCUGCAUGGUCCUACAGCGUACUUGCCUUUGUUACCUCUGCCACUGGGUAGCUUGAUCUGCCAAAUGCAGGGAAUAUUCAUGCUGUAAGAACGGUAUCAAGCAUUUUUUUGUUUUGCACUUUGCAGUUAUCUGCAAUAAAUAUUGUUAUGGGAAAGCUGAUUAUGUUGUUGUUGGGCAAGGAGAACACAGACCUAAGAACACAUUUAUGUAUGACCUUUAAGGAAAAAUAGGCACUUUUUAGUCUCUGCAAUAAACUCAGUGCCAUUGUUUGCAGGCAUG
Molecule: messenger RNA, 1671 nt
Organism: Epinephelus moara (kelp grouper)
Lineage: Eukaryota; Metazoa; Chordata; Actinopteri; Perciformes; Serranidae
Exons: 5
Coding region: 457-1380 (307 amino acids)
Molecular function (GO): nucleic acid binding
Source: RefSeq, a predicted model, not a curated record